This is a messenger RNA of Paramecium sonneborni, 1421 nucleotides long. Lineage: Eukaryota; Ciliophora; Oligohymenophorea; Peniculida; Parameciidae. The record is from the annotation of a GenBank genome assembly.
AUGAAAACUCUUCUAUUCAUCAUUUGUGGUAUUCAUAUUUUGAUUUUUGGUAGUUGUAUCUGCUUUGGCAUCACAUGCAUACUUAUAUCCAUUCAAUGAUAAGAAUAUAAAUGACUUAGAAGGCCUUAAUCAAAAGUAAAUAGCUUAAUUGAUUAAAUACAAUGUUGGAUUAGUCGAACAUAUUUCACCAGAUUAACAAAAAGUCUUUGAAUAGUUGAUAAAGUAUAUAUUUCAUCAUCAUAUAGAUCUUUUGGUAAAGGUAAUAUCUUAUCACCUACUAAUAUGAACUAUUUGAUUCUUAUUGAAAGUCAAAAGUUGUAUUCAGGAUAAGAUUCAAAAGAAUAAAGAAUAACUGAGGGAUUCUCAUAAAGCUUUAAAGUUUUAGAAAAAGAUCCUAAAUCACUUAUGGAAUCCCUUUUUGGAUAACAAGGUAAUCUUAUUCAUCCAAAAUUUAGAUGAUUCUCUUAUUUAGAAAGCUUAUAAACUUUAUAAUAAAAAUAAUUUAGGAUUCAAAAUAUAUUAAAAUGAAGAUGAUUUAGAUAUUAAUUAUUUAUAAUGGACUAUUACACUUUAUUUAGGCAAAAAUGUAAAAUAGCAUAUUUAACAUAUAGAAUGAAGUUUAUUUUUAUGAACCAAAUAAAGAUAAAUCAUAUAAAGUUGAUUCCACUUUAGAAAAAUGUGUUGAUACCUUCUUUGGAACUACAUUUGAUUAUGCACCUAAAGAUAAAAAAAUAUAUAAAUACAAUACAAAUGAAAUGAUUGAAAUUACAUAAGAUAACGAAGAAUAAAUUACUGGGUUCUUAAAAGAUGUUUGUGCUAUGAAUAAACUAUCCACACUUUUUAAAAAAUGUAUUAUUUUUACUAUUUUAAAGCUGAUCAACCUAAUAUGUUAACUAUUAUUAAUAAAUCUAUUGCUAAAUUAGAAAAAAUUAUGAAAGAACCAGAAAUAGAGAUGAUCUAUGAUAUGAUGAGAAUCACACAUAAAAAAGUAUUAUUAAUUAUAAUAAUAUAGUUAUCUAAAAAUUUUAGAAAUACAUUUGAAAAUGAAGAAUUAUUUGGUCUAAUUUUAAUUGAAGAAGAAAAAAAUCCUCAAUUAACAACAACCAAAGACUCAGCUAAAAUCCAGAGAAUUUUAAUGGAAACAAGAACAAGAAUGUUAAAUUAAGUUACUGUAUUUUUUUGUUUUUAACUUUUUUAGACAUCAACUAACUCUCCUUACUAAAAUAUGGAUUCCACCACUUAUCAAAUUUAUAUUUGGUUUGGAGUAUUCUUUGUUAUAGUCUUAAUUGGUAUCAUCUAUUCAAUGGUUACAAUGGAAAUUUAAAAAGAUACUCUAUUGUAUGCCAAAUUCUUAACCACAGAUCAAAGAUGAUAAUUUAGUAUAUGUAAUUAUCCCAAGCAUUUUUAUUUUUAAAUUAAUU